UGUAAGAUUGAAUGGCGCUUGGGCCUUGGCAACGGUAUCAACAAUGAAAAAAGUAUUGAAUGUAAAAAUUGUUAAUUUGGCCUUUUCAUCAUGCUCAAUAAUGGUAUAUUAGAAAUUACUCUCAGCAAUCACUAAUCCAGCCAGCAGUAUGGAGGUGGACGAAAGACUAAGAUUCCUUGAGACUCGGAUCACAUCAAGUCUUCGUCCUAGGAAUGAUGAUCUCAAGGCCUUGUUUGCUGGUGAUGAGAACAGACAUGCCUUUCUGGAAUUCUGCAACAAUGAGGACGUCCGUCGUCUCUUCAUCUAUACUCGAGAGCCCAAGAACACGUUGGUGGCGUCUCUCUUACCUCCCAAUGAUGUCCGCACCAAAGGCGUUUUCUUCAUCAAAACAAACCAGGCUACUAAACUGACCAAAGAGAACAUCAGGACUGAUGUUGUGUUUUCAGACUGUAAUAAAAUAGUUCUCAAUCAGCUGGAACUACUUUCUAAGGAGCUGUACCUACCCCUGCUAUGUACGGAUGGAGUGCAGACAUAUGGCGGUGUUAGCUCAGACAAGCUCAUGGACAUUCUACACAGAUUGAUGGCAAAUACCAACGUCACAGAAGGACAUGUUGAGGGUCAAAUAAGCCUUCCACUGCCAUCAAUUGAAGUGCUGACUGAAGCAGCGAGUAACGCCAACCGAAGAUCCGCAGUGAUUCAUGUUCUAGAGUCAACGGUGGUUGGCUGGAUCAAGCAAAUCAAGCUUGUGCUCAAGCAUGAACCCCUUGUCGACCUGCGAGAGAAGUUUGGAGUGCGACCUUUCCCGCUGGAUGAGGUCAACCUUUGGCGACACCGUCAGAAUAAACUCCUGUCCAUCAACAAACAGUUAGAUUCUACCAUAGCAAGCAAUAUUCUUCUUAAUCUUGAUGAUGCUAGCAGUACCUAUUCACAUUCCUUUCACAACGUACGCAGGGAGAUCGGACAGGCUUUGGCCGAGACCAAUGAGAAUCUGAUGUUUCUAGGAACCCUUCUUCCUUGGUUUGAACGCCUUCAUGGAGCUAUGACACCCAAAGAAUUGAUGACAGUCUUUCCACCUCUUGUACAUACUCUCAUGCUUGUCUGGUCUCACUCAAGGUACUAUCAUCAUGACUUUGUCUUCCACAAUCUUCUUGAGUUGGUGUCCAAUGAAGUAGUAGCCAGGGCGCAGUCUUUGGUUGGUGAGAACAUCUUGAAGAAUACUAUACAGUCAUAUGCAGGCUUGAAGGAGGCUCUCAAAGUCUGCGCUGCGUACAGGGGAACCUACCUUGACAACAAAGACAAAGCUGAUGAACUCAACGCUGAACGAGUCUCAGAGACAGCAGAAGCAAUGAAUCUGAACCCACCCAAGGGAGUCCUGUACAACAGUCGUCUGUACAGUGGGACUCAGAAGCGCCCUCCCACCAGACAGUCAUCUACUGAGGUAUGGAGGGAUACCAGUACUAAUAGUGCUGUUGUCAUUCAUGAAGACGAAUGGAGUGAUUCACCAUGGCCGCCUAGGAAUGCUCCUUGCUUCAAUCUACUCAAUAGCUUCAUGGAAAGAUGCAAUGACCUUCUUGAGUUGGUCCAAACGACCCGUCACUUCAACCUCCUUCAGAAGGCCGCUGAGGUGGGCGGGGCAGGAACCAAGAGCUUGGAUGCCCUCGUCAGAGAGAUCCACCUUGAGUUCACCACCUCCAUGGAUCACUUCGGGUCAGAGGUCACUGAUAUAUUGGACAUCACAGAGAGUCAGGCGUUUGAGAAGGCAUUCUUUAUGUUUAGAUCUGUUGUAAAGGAUCUUGAGAGGCGAUUAGCCAGUGUCCUGCGGCAGAGCUUCUGCCAGUGUCCAUCCAUCGGUUCCCAGCUGCGUCUCCUGGAGGUUUUCGAGGGUGUCAGCGGCCGUGAGAUGGUCCAGGAAUACCUGAAGGAUAAGGACCAGGCCCUGAUCACAUCCUUCACCAACGAGCUGAUAGCAGUCAGGACCAUGUUCAUUGCUAAGUCUUCUGAGCCUCCUCUUCAUGCCAACCUACCUCCCAUAGUCUGUAAGCUGACAUGGGUUGGAGCACUCAAACGGAGGAUUAAGGAGCCCAUGGAGAAGCUAAAACGGGUGAGUCCGCAUUCCCUCGACGGGGAUGCUGGCUGGCAUCUGAGGGACAUCUUCAAUGACACGAUGACAGACCUGUCUAAGUAUGAAGAGAAGAGUGUAACUGAUUGGCAGAAGAUGCUUCAUAGUGAGCUCAGAGACAGACUCAAACAACCUCUCCUGACUGCCGAAGACUACGAUGAGGAGACCGAACUCCGACCCCAGGUCCUUCAUGUGAACCUUGACCCUGAGCUUCUGCUCCUCCUACGUGAAGUUCACUACCUUGCCCAGCCUCCGUUCAAUGUCAAGCUUCCUGACGGUGUGAGAGAGCUUCUGAGACACACCGAUGGGGCAACCCUCAGGACCACUGCGGCGAGGCUGGAGACCAUCGUGUCCAAGUAUAACCAAGCCAUGAGAUCCAUAGUGGACUUUGAGAGACCAUUGUUUGAGAGGAAGCUAGGAAAGAUUGACCAUCUGCUGGAGCAAGGCCUUAGCCACUACACUUGGAAGACAACAGAGAGUGCUGACUUCAUUGAACUUGCCUCAUCACUUGUUGGAGCUGACCUCCACCGUACACUGGCCAUCGUCCAGUCAAACUGCCAAGAGAUGGUUGAGAUCACCCAGAAGUGGUCAAGCGGGGCACUGGACGUCUUUGAAUGCAGGGCUGCAAUGGUCAGCUAUUCAAUGGAUAAGUUACUGGAUUGGCAAAGAACCCUAAAUGAAGAGAUCGAACGGUUGAUCAAACCAUCUGGUCUACGGAUCCAUGCCAUGCUACAGAACUCAUUUGAGGUCGUCCAGAUCAGCCGAGCUUCUCCAGCCUGGGAGGAGUAUGUAGACCACAUCGAUGCCCUGGUCCUUGAUGGUCUAAAGCAGACCUGUCUAAAGAGUCUUAGAUCCAUGCUCAAUACACUGGUCCUAGCUAACGUAUCAGAGACUGAGGAACCCAACAUUCCUAUCUUGACCAUCCGUAUGGAGUUAGUGGAGAACACAGUGACCUUUACCCCUCCCCUUGACCAGAGUACAUCAGUGACCAGUGUCCUGGAGAAUGUCAACCGUUGGCUAGAACAGUUCAGGUCUCGAGGGGCACUGGUCAAGAUGCUUAGUCCACUAGCAGAGGGUGGAUACAAGGAUUAUAUCAGUGUUGAUGAUGAGGUCAUUGAACUUUGUGAGAAGAUCAUCAGCUUAGUGAGUGAAAAUAGUGAAGAAUGCAAGAAACUCUUGGAGCUGUUUAAGAGUUACACAUUCCUAUGGAUGCAUGACAUCAACGAGACGUUUGAUGAGUUUCUUCACGGUCGCCUGACCCCCAAUCCGCUCCGUAACCCUGAGAAAAUCAGUCCGUCUGCACGUCUGAGGUCGGCUGCUUCUGAACGUUCAGUCAAGUCUGCUCACAGCGGAAGGGCCAGUUCUGCAUCCAACUACAGUAUCAGUCAUACAGGAGCUAUGGGAACGGCUGAGAAAGCUUUCUUAACACCUAAAGAUGAAGAUGAAGAGGUUGAUGUACCUUCUCUAGAUCUCUUUGAUAGUGAGAUUGAUAUCUACAAGACUGCUCGGGAUGAGAUCAUAGCGGUGGUGGACCAACGUGAUGUCGGCUGGAUCCGCUGUGACCUGGAACCGAUCAAGCAAGUCCUGACGACCUACGCCAGUAGGUGGAUGUGGACCUUCACCAAGUAUCUUUCCGAUCAGGUAACAGCUCUGCUUAUGGAUCUAGACUUCUUUUUGAAGCGUAUUGAGCCUGAGAUUGAGAGUAUCAGUGGUGAAGAAAGAGAUACAGCAUCCUUCAUGAAGAUGAUGAGAAUAUUCAAUGAGGUUUCUGCCAAACAACAAGAGAUGGAUGGUCAGUUCACCGCUAUGAACAGGACAGUGCUACUCCUCAAGAAGUAUGGUCAAGCCCUGCCAGAGAGGACCAAGUCCCUCUACGACGCAGCGCCAGGCCGAUGGAACAAUCUCAAGACCAAGGUCUCUCUGGCCAAGCAGAGACUAGGACCAAGGAUACAGGAAGAAUCAGCCAGUAUUACAAAGGAUCUUGCUGAGUUUGGUGAACGAGUGGAAGCAUUGAACAGCUCCCUCUCUGAUUCUGAGGUAUAUACCUGGGAUUGUUUCCUGGACGAUGCCUUCUCAGAGAUUGACAAGUUUCAGAGAAAACUUGAGGAACUGGACAACGAAGCACAGGACCUGAUUGAACUUCAGGAUCUGCUGGAGACAGCAGUUGUCAACUUCACCAUCUUGCCAGAGUGUCGUCAUGAGCUUCACAAUCUUCAUGAGGUAUGGGACACAGUGAGAACCCUUCAGGAGCAGCAGCAGGAAUGGAAACAAGAGCGAUGGCAGAGUAUGAAUACCAAGUAUCUCAGAGAAGCUACUAACGAUCAACUAACGACCGUCAAGACCCUGCCUGAUGAGACUCAACAUUGGGACGUCACUAGAGGGCUUCAGGAAUCUAUUCUUGUCAUCCAGGCCUGCCUUCCAUUGAUUGAAGAUCUUAGUAACCCAGCCAUGAGAACCAGGCAUUGGAAGCAGUUAGUGCGGGUCACUGGGGGCGCCCUUGUCAUCGACAACGAGAGCCUAAUCAACAUGACCUUCGGUCAGCUUCUUCAACUUGGUCUUCAGAACCAUGUGGACGAAGUAAGAGCCAUUGUACAGCGAGCCGUCAAGGAUGUGACCAUUGAGAGUGCGCUGAAGACAUAUGAAGAGAUCUGGCUCAGCAAACUAUUUGACCUUCGACCCCAUGUCCGUCAUAUCGUAGUAGGCACCAGUGAAAAGAACGAUAAAGAUCAACAUUCUGACACCAAGAGUGAGAUGUCUCAGAGUCAGAGUGACCUUGGAACCGCCAUCACCGAGACACGAUCUCGACGUCGAACCAUGAGUAGAAUGUCUGCCCUCACCCUCGGAGCUGGCCGACAGAAGAGGGCGAGCGUCUCCUCAUUGCCGGCAUCUCUGCUCAACUUAGGAGAUGAUUCUGGGAACUUAUUCCUGUUGAAGGACACAGAUCCUAUCUUCACUGAGCUUGAAUCCCAUCAGGUAGCUCUCCAGGGUAUGCAGAGUAGCAGUGCUGCAGGGUCUUUCCUGGAUGAAGUCACCAAGUGGCAAAAGAGGCUACAGACCAUUGAAGCAGUCUUGACAGUGUGGCUUGAGGUCCAAGAGAAAUGGGUCGAACUAGAAGAGGUGUUUAGUGGAGCUGAUGUCAGAGCAUCUCUAUCUCAUGAAGCAAGUCUCUUUACGUCAGCAAACAGGGAUUUUAGACUUCUCAUGAGGGCGUCUGAGAAGAAUCCAAAUGUUCUUCAGUGCUGCCAGAGAAAAGCAAUCCUUGGUUUGCUUGAGAAGAUGAACAGUAACCUUGAGAUCUGCAGACGUUCCUUGCUUCAACAUCUUGAGAGACGAAGGCAGAGGUUCCCAAGGUUCUACUUCCUUUCAAUGGAGGAUGUGCUUCAUGUUGUAUGCAACGGCUAUGAUCUCAACCAGGUGAAUCUCUACCUUCCAAAACUCUUUGAGAACCUUGGUCGGUUAGAGUUUGAGAACAAUGCCUCUGAAGCUGCAGAAUCUAACUUCCAAGUGACCGGCUUGAUUAGCAUGCUUGGAGAGAAAUUACCCCUCAAACAGGUUGUAUCUUGUGAGGGUCCUAUUGAAAACUGGCUCGGCAACCUCAUCCCCAUGAUCAAGACUUCCUUGCAGAAUCAGCUAGCCUCGGCCCUGGCACACGAGACCCUGGACCUGCAGGCCUCCUUCCAGAGUCCUGGACCCAUAGAGGGGCUAGGACCAGGUCCAAGAAAGGAGAGGGAGAUUCACAGUGCAGGGGCCAGAAAAGUCACAGUUGGGAAAGAUGAGCGUAAAGGAGGACCAGGGAGUCGUGCUGGUAGCCGAGCCGGUAGCAGGACCGGACAGAGAACCAAGAGACCUAGUACCAGAGAAUCCCAACAAGAGGGACCCUUAGAGGCCACCAAAGAACCUCCUACUAAGUCCUGGAUGUUAGAACAUGUGACGGAGGUGGUAUAUCUAGCGAUGCAGAUACAGCUUGGUGAUCAAGUAGAGAGAGGACUGAAGGCAGUAGAUGGAGGAGAGAAAGACUCACUCAAGGAUAUCUUAACGAAGAUGAAUACUAGCAUCCAAUCAGCCGUGGUGAUGCUGAAAGGAAUUGAAGAUGAGAAAGAGAAGAAAGCAAGACUUAGGAAAGAACUCAGGAAAGAAGCAAAUAACAACAUUGAUAACUCGGCUGCGGAUAACAACAGCACGGUCGUCUCACAGACUGGCCGGCAGAGCUCCCACUCAUACCGUGGUUCUCAGUGGAGUCUUAAUGAACCAGCGAUCCCACAGCCAGCCACGCCCAUCCAAGAAGAGGGUAGUAUGCACUCUGUGAUCAAUGAAGAGGCUAGUGAUGUCAAGUCCGAUUUGUGCGAGGUGUGGGAGGUUGGGCCGUAUACCCAGUGA
Lytechinus variegatus (green sea urchin) is the source of this 6496-nucleotide messenger RNA. Its product is annotated as dynein beta chain, flagellar outer arm-like. Bases 149 to 6496 code for a protein of 2115 amino acids. The record is from RefSeq and is a predicted model, not a curated record. The transcript is spliced from 38 exons. Lineage: Eukaryota; Metazoa; Echinodermata; Echinoidea; Temnopleuroida; Toxopneustidae.